GGAAUCAUCACACCUACAGCCAUGAAGACUAAUUUCGUUUUAUUUGCCUUGGUGGUGCUGGCUUGCUGUAAUUUUUCACUGAGUCAGCGAUCGACCAAGAAGCCGACGACAAAAAAGCCGAGUAAAACUGCCAAACCAGGGAAAUCUACUGAACGCCCAGGUCCAUCUAAGCUUUCCUGCGAUCAAAGCACACCCCUAAAGUUUUCUUCGCUGGGAACUGAUAAAGAUCUACUGGCUAAUCCUGAGAGAGGCUAUUACCAUCACCACGAUAUAGAACUGUCCAAGUACAGUAAACUUAGUGCCGAGGACAUGAAACGAUGGGCCAAGGAGGGUGUGACCCUUGCCUUGAUGAUCUUCAACAUCGAGCCGUUCGUGAAGCAAAAUUUGAACGACGUCGCACUAAAUAACAUAAGGAAUGAUUUUAAGGCUCUCCGCGAGGGCGGAAUGAAAGGCAUCGUUCGAUUCAGCUACAACCAGACCGAUUUAUCAGAUAUCGACCUCGCUAAUUACAAUUUUCCCCAAACAACUGAUGCGAAAAAAACUCAACUUUUAAGCCACAUCAAGCAGCUGGCGCCCAUUUUCAAGGAACAUGUCGAUGUGAUUAACGUCGUCCAAAUUGGAUUCAUCGGUCACUGGGGAGAAUGGUAUUAUUCGAAGAACUAUGCGACUCAAAUUCAGAAGGAAGAAUGGAAGCCGAACCAAAAUCAGCAAAAAGAUCGCGAUGACAUUGUUAGGGCUUUGAUGAAAGCCGUACCGAAAAGUCGAAUGUUGCAGAUCCGCUACCCAGCGGCCAAAAAGAAACUCUACGGAGAUAAAAAUUUGAAACCUGGAGGUGAUAGAACGAGCGAAAGCGCUCGUCUGGGAAUUCAUAACGAUUGUUUCUUGACCGAUUAUGGAGACUCAGGAACUUUUGAAACAGAAAACAAAGAAAAAGAAGCCGCCCAGCGGAAAUGGCUGGAAGAAGAAGGACUUAGCGUCAUGAUCGGUGGUGAAACUUGCAAAAAGUCGAAAAAGAACGACAUAACUGGCUGCCCCGAGGCGAAGAAACAAAUAGAAAAACAGAGGUUCACCUAUCUCAAUACCGAUUACAUCAAAGCAGUGAUUGAUGAUUGGAAAAAAACUAAAUGUUACAAUUAUAUCGGCAACAAAAUCGGUUAUCGUUUCGAACUCGUCAAAGGAAGUCUUCAGUCAACGGUGAAGAAAGGAACGAGAUUCUGUUUGUCGCUCGAUAUUAAGAACUCGGGUGUGGCUCCUCUCUACAAUGAGCGUCCCCUUGAGAUCAUUUUGAGGGAUCAGAAAACAAAGCAGUCAAAAUCUGUUAAGCCGAUCCCCUAUCAACCAAAAGUUGAUCCUCGGUCGUUUUUGCCCGGUAAAAUAACCUCCAUACAAGUCACCGCCCAGGUUCCGUCUGAACUUCCUCCCGGCCAAUACGACGUUAUUUUGAAUUUGCCCGAUGGAUCACCUACCCUUAAAGACAAAGCAGCGUACCGAAUUCUCUUUGCCAAUGGGGGGAAAGUCCAGGACAAGGAGAAUCGCUUCAAUAUUAUUGGUAAUAUAACCGUUCAGUAAAAAUUUAUACAUGUUUGUUCAUGACAAAACUUAUUGGAGGAAGGAAUAAAUGGCAGCAAAUAUAA
This is a messenger RNA of Daphnia pulicaria, 1634 nucleotides long. RefSeq lists its product as uncharacterized. The transcript has 7 exons. Lineage: Eukaryota; Metazoa; Arthropoda; Branchiopoda; Diplostraca; Daphniidae. Bases 22 to 1569 code for a protein of 515 amino acids. The record is from RefSeq and is a predicted model, not a curated record.